Messenger RNA from Ramularia collo-cygni, 1164 nucleotides. Its product is annotated as related to mitochondrial ribosomal protein L17. The transcript has 3 exons. The record is from RefSeq and is a predicted model, not a curated record. The coding region runs from base 1 to 1164 and encodes 387 amino acids. Gene Ontology annotation, cellular component: mitochondrial large ribosomal subunit. NCBI's taxonomy places the organism in Eukaryota, Fungi, Ascomycota, Dothideomycetes, Mycosphaerellales, Mycosphaerellaceae. Gene Ontology annotation, molecular function: structural constituent of ribosome.
AUGAACGCCGGACAGAAGAGUGCGAGGCGUGCGGCACAUUCAAGUAAUGUCCUCUCACGCGACAACACCUGCAGGAGCUGCUUGCAUCGCCUGAACAUCUCCUCCAACUCUCGGCGCCAUGCCUCUGCCGCAGCUGUGCUUGCCGAACAGCCUGCUUCAUCUGAGAACGAAGUCACCGCCUCUCCCUCCACUCCUCCAGCCACAGCGACCGGUCCGCGACGAGUGUUCCGCCUGCUAUGUUCUCCUGUUGUUUCACGGCCGCCCAUUCUCACCCGGGAGCUAACAUCGUUUGAGAAAGCAUUCUUUCUCUAUCAAAAGCGUCUGAAUGAGCGUCUUGCGCUGCCAUUCACACGCUACUUCUACUACAAAAAGGACACACCCGCUGAUAUCGAGUGGAAGCGAAAGGCAAAGGCACGCAAAGGAACUGCUGCACGGGAUGUUGGAGUCUACAAUGCGUAUGAUGAAGAAGGCUGGAACGACGRGGUAUUGGUGGGCAGCAAGCUAAGCGAGCCGAGUGAUGUGGUGGAGAAGUUGAUUCGUGAUGCGGAGGGCAAGGAUAUUGUGGAUGCGGAGCCUCAAGGCGAUGCCGAGACGGGUGGGCAGUCUGUGAGUGGAAAUGCGGCGGUAGGAGAGGGAACAAGAAAGCCUGUGGGCGACGUGGUUGUGGAGAGGCCGCAGCCGAGAACGACCAAGGAUGAUGCAGAGGGGAAUAAGAAGAGUUUGAACAGGAAGCUGGACCGGAGUUUAUACUUGCUUGUGAAGAACAAGGAGGGAGCGUGGCGGUUCCCGCAAGAUCGUGUUCUGGGGCGGGAGAGCUUGCACCAGGCUGCCGAACGCAUUCUACUCCAAGCAGGGGGCAUGAACAUGAAUACCUGGAUCGUUGGAAACCACCCAAUCGGUCAUUAUGCAGCCAAGUUCGCAAAACCUUUGCUCUCGAAAAUCCUGGGCAACCGGCUGGUAUCUACAUCGCAGGAGGAGUUGGAGCAGGAGGAGCACGGAGAGCGAGUCUUCUUCAUGAAGGCAAGAAUAUUGGCCGGCCAAGCCGACCUCAAACUCAACGAGUUGGGGGAUACGGAGUUCGAGUGGCUGAGCAAAGAGGAGAUCAACGAGCGCGUUGACCCUCAAUAUUGGAGGCAGAUCCAAAACAUGCUGGCUGAGCGGUGA